Molecule: messenger RNA, 4248 nt
Organism: Lepisosteus oculatus (spotted gar)
Lineage: Eukaryota; Metazoa; Chordata; Actinopteri; Semionotiformes; Lepisosteidae
Gene: radx
Product: RPA1 related single stranded DNA binding protein
Biological process (GO): regulation of DNA repair
Cellular component (GO): replication fork
Molecular function (GO): single-stranded DNA binding
Source: RefSeq, a predicted model, not a curated record
AUAUAAAGCACAUAUGAUUCGCAUACAAAAUAACAGUUACAAAGUAUGCAGUAAAUUCAUAUUCCAUUCAAGAAUGUAGAGUACAAUUGACAAAAGCAGAAGCAAAGUAUAUACAAUGAAUGUAUAAGGUCAUCACCACAACAUCGAUCCGUAGUAUAGUACUUUAUAAUUGAACUGUCUCCGAUAUCCGUUUACUCAGCACUGUUUUGUUUGGAAUAAAGCAUUAGAUUAAAAAAAAAAAACGUGGAUCACUUUUCCGAAGGGAGUUCACAAAAACGGAAUAGUUGGGCAGUCGUUCCUUGGUGGAGAUUUUAGAAAUGAACGUUUUACUGUUUUUUCUACUCAACCAUAAAACUGAGAUCUGGCUGUUUUCUAGGUAUUAGCAUGAAGCAUACAGUAGAAGCAAACGAUAGCUCCAUUUUGUUGUUUUGUUUAUCAAAGGUGACUCAAAUGAUAGUUACAUAUACUUUAGAUUUAUAGGAUGAAAACAUUCGCCUCUUACAGCACCUUUUGCUCCUCGAAGAAUGUGGUUUCGCCUGUACUAAAAAAAAACACGUUUGCUGUUCUGUUUUUUUUUAAGAAAAAAAAAACGAAGCACAAUAUUCAAUACGCCAUCUACACGUCAGAAGUGGAAGCUCGGUAAGGGGGAGAAAUUCAAAUCAGCAGAGAUCCGCGACGAUCUGUGCUCGAUUAUGAGGCCUGGGAUGAAAAAGGCAGUUUGAAUUAACGUCCGAGUCAAAAAGUGUUUACAUUUGUCUUGUAAAGAAAAUAACCGCUACUAUAUAGCAAGGUGAAACGUGCUACAGGUUUAUAAUUUUAACAAUCGCUCUUUACAUAAGCACGUCGGGAAAGUGUUACAUUUUACUGAAAAUGUGUGGGCGUCAGAGUUACAAAACCAAAACUCAUUAAUCUAUUGUAUGUACCGUUCGGAAGAUUUUAGAAAUGCGACAGAAACGUAACACUUGCUUUAUACAGGCACUAUGGAUGUGAAACUAAAACACUUAAUUGUUCAAACUAGUUUAAAUAGUUAAACCUGCGCCGUAAAUUAGUGUGAUUUUAUAUUAAAGAGGAAGCUUUUUUUAAAUUAAAAUGCGGUGACGUUUACCUGCUUCAAACAUUAUAUUUUGAAAUAAAUUUACAGCCGCCUUAAAAAUAUACAUCUGCAACAAGUAUUUUCCACCGGCAUUUUUCUUGGCGCUUAUCUAUCAAGCAUGAACAUGGUGCCUGAAGUCGGAGACAGUUCUUCGAGUUCUGCUGUAGCCCAGAGAUCUCCGAUAUGGGUGGCCUUUGACAAAUUAGUGGCUUCUACUGCUCUGAGACAAGAGAACGACAAUGCCGAGUUUGUCGCCGUUGUGGCAGUACAAAGGUAUUUGACAGAACCUAAAGUAAGCUCAAACAACAACCAAUUUCCACACAGCUACUGUUUCGAUGUGACGGUCACCGACGGGGUUUGUCGGGCCAAAUGCCAUCUCGCACACGAUCUGAACCAUCUGGUUCACAAAAACAAGCUUCGCACUGGAAUAGAAAUAAGGAUAACGAAGUGUUCGUUCGUUUACGACGAAAGAAGGCUGGGGCAGGGCUCGGUCUGCAUUGAGCAAGUUGAAUUCGGCUCGCAAAAUUCCAACAUCCUCUACGUCACGAAUGAUGUAUUUAGUCUACCUGUGUGGUCAAAACAAGGAGUGAUGAAUCUGACAGUUUUGCAAAACGAUGCUCCUCUUAAGUUCGGAAGAAAGCAUUAUUUGCCCCUGUGGAAUAAUGAGGAUCCAUACGGAGAAUUAUGGAUUCCCUACGUUCCACCAAGAGAUGUCAUGGUGGAUGUUUCCAAAGUUAUUUCUCUGUCUGAGCUGGAGUCUUGCACCAGGUGCCCGAAUCUGCCUUUGCUUGUGAGAAUAAUGCAUAAAUCUAAGCUGCGAUUUUAUGGAAAACCUGAAACAAAGCUUGAUGUCCCAUAUCAGGCAUAUUUUGAAGUGGCAGACCAGAGUGGGAUGAUGUCUUUGGUACUUUGGAACUCCUUGUGUCCUGAGUGGUAUCAGAGGAUGAAGUUGGGCACCGUGCUCUUUCUCCAAAGCUACGGCCUCAAGCAAAGUUACCAGUGGAGGACGAGACCCACACCGGGAGACAGUCAGUUACAGCGUUUCACUUCAGUAGAAAUUUCCCUGAAUCCUCGAGAUCCAGCAGCUAUUAUCAACAUAAUACCACCGAAGGAUGUCCUAGAGCAAUGGAAAUUACCAGAUGUCUCAUACCACUUUAUCACAAGAUCAGAACUGGACGGCUUACCCCAUAAUCACACUUGUGAUGUCAUUGGACUUGUCACCUUUGUUGGACGGUGUGAGAGAAUUAAGACAAAAGGUGCCCCUGACCAGGAAAAAUACUGGACGUAUCGUUGGGUGCAUGCCAUGGACGGAACAUCAGAUACCCCAUUUAUUCUGGAAAUUUUUUCAACCUCACAACCUGAGAUAUUUAGCAGGAUACAACCAAUGACAUUCCUCGUAUGCACUCAAAUGAGAGUUUGCCGAGACGCAAGUCAUAGUGUGCCAUACCUCACAAGUUCCAAUGAGACUCAGAUAUUUAUAACUGGGUGUCACAAGGGUCAGCCGUACACUUCCAAUCCCCAGGUGAAGAGCUUUAUCCAGUGGACCAAAACCCAGACAGAUGCUGGUGCGCUAAAGAGGAGUGUGAUUGGAGGGCAUUAUUAUUUCCCACCAGCCCCUCCAGUGUUUACUCAGACCAUUACAGAUGGUACAGCUCAAGUUCCAGUGGUUGCAACCAAAGAGCUUAAGAAGGAAAUGGAUAGUCUGCAGUACAGGGAGCACAAGCGUUUAGCCAUACAGGGCUUAAUUACUGCAGUGGAAUACGUAGUGUGGCCAGAAAAGGAAUCUGGGACAUCUGAGCAGGCUUCUCUCAUUAAUGCACCAGAAACAGUAAAUCCAAGUACAAUGAGCCCAGCGCAAAGGGAGCAAGACGCUGCAGGCCUGGCAGUGGAUAACUACUUUGUGUCUGAUCCAGAGGAAGAUGUGCCCUCUUCAAAGGAGUCAGUGCUGUCCAGCAAGAGUUCCAAAAGCAACGGUCAGGUUGAGAGCCACACUCAACAAAAACGCAGGAUGGAUAAACAAAAACACAAAGUAGCAAAACGACGCUAUCUCACACGAGCUGCUGCUCGUGCACAAAGAGUCAUAGAAGCCCAAGAAUCUGGCCAAAUAAGUGAGGAAUUGGAAGAGAGUGCUGAUUCUGAACCAGAGCAGGACAGUGAGCCACAGGAAAGAGACACUGAAGCACACGGAGCAGAUCAUCUGAACCGUAACACACUUGAAAGACUGAAGCUUGAGAAAGAUCCCAGUUGUUCGUGGGAAAGCACUGCAUGGUCAGAUUUGAAAGGACAGUUGCAGGAACAUUUCAGUUUUGACUUUCUGCACCCGGAGAGCAUUCCUCGUAAAUUUGAUUGUGAAAAUAAAGAAUUUCUAUUGCAGUACAACAACUUGCACCCGGAAAAGUGGAUACCUGAGGUAUUUUCUGUUGAACAGGACAUAAAUCAAUACACCCCUGUAGUUCAUAAUGGAUACUAUAAAGUCACUAUAUUAGGCAUAAAUCAUCAGACUGCAAUCAAUGCCUUGUUUCUGCCUGUAAUGUCACCUGAAGACCCUAGGAGUGUGGGCUUGCCAAAUGACCCCCAUGACAAUACACUGUUCUCCUUCCUGACAACAGGGUUUGUUUGCCCAGAGCAUUCUACUGAUAGUGUUGGGACUCAGCCAGUUUUCCUAGCUCCAGGAGAGAUAAUACAAAAUUCAGCUGCCAGCCUGGACAACUUGCACGUCAUCUGCUUGUUAGAUUUCUAUAAUCUUGGAGAUCAAAAGACAGAGGUUUUUAUCAACAAGGUCUAUAAAAUGACAGAUGCUGUAUUAGUAUGAACGAACACAAAUAAGCUAGUUUUUUUUGUAGAAAAUGUAAGGAAAGUGUUGUAAUCUCUAGCAGAAUGUUUUUUGUUGGUCUUAACAUGUUGAAUUAGAAACUGUGUUGCUAUAAUGAAAUGAAAAUAAAGGGUAAGGUAAGGCUUCAUAAAGUAAUGAGAACCUACCUUCAGAACAAGAUAACUUUUUUAAUUGUUUAAACUAUUUUCAUGUUAAAUGUUUAAGAUUUCCUUCUUUAUGCAUUAAUAUAACCUUUUUGUACAAUAUUUUUGUAUGAGUGCACUUUUUAAUUGAUUCAAAAAGGAAGUGUGUAAACCACAAAUAAAAAAUGCUUUAAUUUUAA